Messenger RNA from Ectocarpus sp. CCAP 1310/34, 1655 nucleotides. The record is from the annotation of a GenBank genome assembly. Lineage: Eukaryota; Phaeophyceae; Ectocarpales; Ectocarpaceae.
CCUCCGUGCCUUCGUGAAAUUCGCACAACAUGUCGCGACCCAUGGAUGAGGAGGAGCCCAGUCUGCUCUUGAUAAUCCUGGACGCAUCCUCUGCCUUCUGGACAAAGCGAGAAGCUGUCCGGCGAAGACAGAAGCAGCGACCGGAGUCAGGCGAGGUGAAGCUGUCGUCCUUCCAAGACACGGUGGAGGCCACUCUAAUGUUCGUUGAGAGCUACCUCAUGAUGCACCGACGAAACGAGGUGUGCUUCGUCGCCUGCACCGCACGGGAAAGCACCAUCAUCUUCCCUACCCCCGCCAUGGAGCGGGAACAGCGAUCGCUUGGCAGGGGUUCCGUGAGCACCAAGGAGUUCCAAAACUGCCUGUGGGAUGGGCUAGGCCGUGUAGUCGAGAGGGGUCACGCGGCAGACGCGGCGGGCGGAGGGGACGAGGGGUGCGCUCUGGCGGGAAGCCUGUCUAAGGGCCUGUGCUACGUUAACAAAAAAAUGCGCGAGUCCUCGUCGAUCCAGGCAAGUCCAGCGCGGGCUUUGGUCCUGUCGGGAUCACCGGACGUUCCGGAGACGUACAAUUCGGUCAUGAACGCGAUCUUCUCGGCGCAGAAGGCCGGGGUCCUCGUGGACUGCGCCGUACUCGGAGAGUCGUCCACGUUCCUUCAGCAAGCGGCCUACCUCACGGGCGGGCUGUACCUGGAACACCAAGGAGUGGGCCUAGCGCAGUAUAUGUUUGCCACGUUUUUACCGAGUCAGAGCUGCCGCAAAUACCUCAAGCUUCGCACGCAGCAGAGCGUAGACUUCAGGGCGGCGUGCUUCUGCCACAAGCGCGUCGUGGACAUCGCUUACGUGUGCUCGGUGUGCCUGUCUGUGUUCUGUGAGUUCUCGCCAGUGUGCACGACCUGUGGCACGCGAGCUUGGCCGAAGAAGAUCAAGCGGGGCAAGCACAAGGCUCUUGCAGGGACGACCGUUGCAAAUGGUCGUCCAUGAGAGCGUCAAGCACACCAGGAACGAGGGAGGACGUCCACAAGCACAUCUCAGACUGCUUUGUUAUUGGUUGAGGAUUCCGCUGAAUUAGUUCGCCAAGGUUCUACAUGCAUCUGUACAUGGUGUUUCGCGCUUCAUCAGGCUCGAUGUUCAUAUACUUGUGGCGAGCAGCCGAUUUACCAAGGAUCUGUACGAAAAAAAAUUCAAGACACAUAGGCCUACUAAUCGAAAAUCGGGGUGAUUUUGGGGGGGAAGGCAGGGACAUAUACCCAAGUAUCCCCGGGUUUUCCCCCGAGGCGUCGGCGGUUUGGCGUUAGGUUAGGGUCAGGGUUGGGGUUAGGGCUAGAUUGAAAAAGUCAAACGUAGCCCUAAAAGACCAAGGCUAACGAGUAGAUUUGCGAGACUAUCGAUCCUGUUGUUGUGCAGUGCUAGAAGCGGCAAAGACAAGUUCGUAAGGCAGGUGGUUGUGUUGGAUGGUUAGGUGAACUGCUUCGCUCAUUUCGAGCUUUGGCCGAAUGCACUGUACUUUUGUAGGAAAGGGGCGCUACCGUACGACGUACGUGUGUUCCUAUAGCACGGCCGAGCGGGGGCCGGCUUCUGAAGAGCAGACGGGGAAGGAGUAACGAGAGCGAGGCAUGUUUGCAAUCCAUCUAAACCUCUGGUAACUUUUCGACGACUCGU